This is a messenger RNA of Talaromyces amestolkiae, 948 nucleotides long. RefSeq lists its product as uncharacterized. Gene Ontology annotation, molecular function: carbohydrate binding; isomerase activity. Gene Ontology annotation, biological process: carbohydrate metabolic process. The record is from RefSeq and is a predicted model, not a curated record. Lineage: Eukaryota; Fungi; Ascomycota; Eurotiomycetes; Eurotiales; Trichocomaceae. The transcript is spliced from 3 exons. The coding region runs from base 1 to 948 and encodes 315 amino acids.
AUGGACCGCGGCAAAAAGCCCACCUCAAUCGGAAUCGGAGGCUCCAUUCCUCAACCCACAGUCAACAUCAACGACAAUGGCACCGUCGACGCAAAGCUGCCCUCCGGCGAGUCCGUGACUGUCCACUUGUUCGGCGCAACCGUGAUUUCGUGGAAGCUUGCGACUGGCGCGGAGCAAUUGUUUGUGAGCUCCAAAGCGAUUCUGGAUGGAUCAAAGGCUAUCCGCGGUGGAAUCCCGGUUGUUUUCCCUGUAUUCGGUCCCCCGCCUCCAAAUCAUGCCACCUCCAGCCUCCCUCAACACGGUUUCGCGCGCUCCUCCAACUGGGAGUUUUUGGGUAAAUCAACUUCGGAAUCUUUGGGCAAUAAAGCGGAUACCACAGUCAAGCUGGACUUCGGAUUGUCCUCAAGCAUGAUCACCGAGGAAUUCCGCAAGGCUUGGCCAUACGACUUUGGACUUGUCUAUAGUGUCACACUUAGUCCGGAUAGCUUGGAGACUUCUUUGCAGGUGCAGAAUAAGGGAUCAGAGUCCUUUGAUUUCCAUGUGUUGUUGCAUAAUUACUUCAAGGUCCCAGACGUCUCCAAAAUUACCGUCACAAACCUCCAAGGCAAAGUAUACAUCGACAAAGUCGACAAUAAAAAAGAAAAGACCGAAACGACCAAUGGAAUCACCAUCACCGGCGAAACUGAUCGUGUCUACCUGGACGUCGACCCGACAGCUCCCGUCGCCGUCCUCGAAAACGGACAGCCUUUAUUCACAAUCACUCGCAAGGAGCUCAACACCGUGACGGUCUGGAAUCCAUGGGUAGAGAACGCCAAGAAGAUGAGCGACUUUGGCGAUGAGGAGUAUAAAGGCAUGGUCUGUGUUGAGCCGGGUGCUGUGAAGAGCUGGGCUGUUCUGGAGGGAGGUGAUGCUUGGGAGGGUACUCAGACUAUCCGGCCUAGAUUGUGA